This is a messenger RNA of Menidia menidia (Atlantic silverside), 2417 nucleotides long. Lineage: Eukaryota; Metazoa; Chordata; Actinopteri; Atheriniformes; Atherinopsidae. The record is from the annotation of a GenBank genome assembly.
ACAAAGUCGGCUUUGUUUAGGAAAUCAUGCACGUGUGAUCAGGCAGCUCGCAGAGACUGUUUUUACGCUAAAUAUUACAGGUUAAAAUGCGAUUUUUAUUCAUAUAUUGAGUGCGUUUGUUAUCGCUAUCAUAAUAUGCAGACCCUAGUAAAAUAUAACUGUUAAACAAGCUAAUUAACAGGUUUAUCAAAAUGGUCGUUGUGGCGCCUUUGAUGUGUUUUCCUGCCCGUCUCCUCACACUUUGCCCGUCACAGUUUUGGAAGAUUGCAGUUUGCAAACGGAAAACUAGUCUGCCUUUGUGUGGUGGGCAUUUCUUCAUGUCGGAAACUUCUAUGUCAUCAGCUGAUCAUCCCAGCUCUGAAACUGACAAAUACAAGCAUUUGCAAAAAUAUUUUGUCCGGAGACUGAAGGCAACAUACCGCAGGUUUGCCAACAUACCUAAUUAUUCAGAGGUCUGUGGGCGUCGCCAUGUCUACUUUAUUGAAGAUGAUGGUAUUUACAGAAUGGAAAAGGAUCAUAUUAGGCCAGAGAAGGUGUUAAGUCUGCAGCAAGCAUUUAGAAAGGAUGGCAAGAGAAGAUUUGAGAAAAAUCAGAGGGUGAAGUGGAUAGUACAGAGAAUACGUCUAUCCCCACGAGAAAAGCAUCUGGCCGCUACGCUAAAAUGUCCCGGUGAAGAGGAGCUGAGGUGUGUGGUUGUGAGACUUGAUGAGAGCAGGUUCCUUCCUCUGGAUCCCCAACGGGUCGUGGUCACACUGAACAGAGUCUUCAGCUUUGAGUGGGCCACCGACGACGUCCUGUUUUACACGACUUUGAAUGGUCUCUGUUCCAACGCCGUGUUCCGCCUGGACCUGACCUCGGACAGAAACAGGAUCACACCUGUGUACAAGGAACGUCUACCUCAUGUGUUUGUGGAGGUCGCCCUGUCCAGAGACCGACAGAUCUUGACCAUCAACUGCAAUAGCAGGACCAGCUCAGAGGUGCUGCUGAGCCAUGUGACCACAGCGCGUCUGGAGCCUUUUGUCGUCCAGCCCCGCCAGCCGGACCUCCUCUACCAUGUGGAGCACUGGAGACAGUGGCUGAUUAUACUAGCUAGUACAGGACCAGGGCAAGAAUAUCAGGUGGUGAAGACCCCCCUCGCAGAACCCUCCAUGUCGUCGUGGGUCUCUCUCUUUGCCCCUGGCCCUGGCAUUGCCGUCAAAGACAUGGACAUAGUCGGAGACCACUGUGUGCUGGUUGCAAGAGCAGCAGCCGGCGAGCUCAUUCUGAUGGUGGUGCCACUGAGCCAGCCCAGUGGGGCGUACGUUGUGCAGCUCCCCCACUGGGCUUGUGCCAUUGAAACCAAGAGACCAGGCUCGGAAGACCAACAAAAUGUGCUACAGUUGCUGAUAUCAUCUCCAGGCCGCACACCGGUGCCAUACUGUCUGCACCCAGAGAAUGGGUGUCUUUCAUCGGGUACCGGCGAUUGGUCCUCCCCAGAGACACAGGCCACGUUUGUUACCACACGCCUGGAGGCCCGCAGCCAGGAUGGCACCUCGGUGCCAGUGACCCUGGUCCACACGGCGCCGGUGGCGUCUCUGAGCCAGGCUCCAUUGUUGGUCCACGUAUAUGGAGCCUACGGAAGAGAUCUGGACAUGGCAUUCUGCCCGGUGAAAAGAAUGCUGCUGGAGCAGGGCUGGGCUCUGGCCUACUGUCACAUCAGAGGGGGAGGAGAGUGCGGCCUCUCUUGGCAAAGACAAGCUCGCGUGGAGGGGAAGCCCGAGGGAGUGGAGGACCUGCGAGCCUGUCUCCUUCACCUCUUCUCCUCGGGCGUGUCCUCCCCGUCCCUCGCCGCGCUGACAGCCCGCAGCGCCGGAGCCGUGCCCGUGGGCGCCCUGUGCAACCGGCACCCCGGCCUGGUGCGGGCCGCCGCGCUGCAGGCCCCUUUCCUGGAUGUGCUUGGAACUAUGGAGGACCCCAGCCUGCCUCUAACUCUGGAGGACAGAGAAGAAUGGGGAGACCCGGUGGGCGACCCAAAACACAGACAAAGCAUCGCAUCGUACUGUCCACUUCAUAACGUGACUCCACAGGACUACCCAUCCAUGCUGCUGACCGCAUACAGCGCCGAUCCCCGGGUUCCUCUGGCGGGAGUCCUCAAAUACAGCGAGUGCGUGAAGAAGGCGAUUCGCACACACCGCAGCACGAAUCCAGAGCCAGAAUGUGAACCGGCACCAAACAUAAUUGUGAACAUCCAACCUGGAGCAAAUCACCAGGGACCAGAAGAUUUCGAGCAGCUGAUGGAGGAGGAAGCCCUCAGGCUUGCAUUUCUAUACACAGAGCUGGGCCUGGACCCUCCAGGACCUCCAAACAGGAAAAGGAGACAAAGAUUAUAAGAGCCAGAUGCAAUGAAAGACACAACAACAAAAUAAAACAUCAAAAAC